This is a messenger RNA of Heterotrigona itama, 792 nucleotides long. NCBI's taxonomy places the organism in Eukaryota, Metazoa, Arthropoda, Insecta, Hymenoptera, Apidae. The record is from the annotation of a GenBank genome assembly.
AUGGCAGAAAAUAAGGAACGUACCUUCAUUAUGGUUAAACCCGAUGGCGUCCAACGUGGACUCGUUGGGAAAAUAAUUCAACGUUUCGAAGACAAAGGUUUCAAACUUGUAGCAAUGAAAAUGUUGUGGCCAAACGAAGAUUUAUUAAAGAAACAUUAUUCAGAUUUGGCAUCCAGACCAUUUUUCCCAGGUCUAAUUAAAUACAUGAGUUCGGGACCAGUUGUACCAAUGGUAUGGGAAGGUUUAAAUGCGGUGAAAACUGGCCGUGUUAUGUUAGGAGAAACAAAUCCAAAGGAUUCAGCACCUGGAACAAUUCGUGGUGAUUUUUGUAUUCAAGUUGGACGCAAUAUUAUUCAUGGCUCUGAUUCUGUUGAAUCUGCUAACAAAGAAAUCAAACUGUGGUUUGGGGAAGAGAAGGAAGUUACUGACUGGGCAUCUUGGGCAGAGAAGUGGAUAUAUGAGUAAAAUACAUGAAAUUUUCAAUAAGAAUUUAUUGUAAUAUCUAUUCUUUUAUAUACUUUAGUCUGGGUAUAACAUCGAGAAUUUCUUGUACAUAAAUUUGCUUGAUAAGCAAUAAACCAGAUUCAUACAUACAUAUAUUUGAAUAAUAAAAAUUUUCAGUACAUUAAUAGAAAAAAUAAUAAUACAAUUUAAAUUUGCAGAUUUUACUCUUUAAUUUUCAUAGAAAUUUCAAUAAUAUAUAUAUUUAUAUUUUUAUAUUUGUGCUUUUAAACUUUAUUUUAUACUUUUAGCAUUAUUGUGUUUGAACUUCAUUUAAAUUCAGAAUUAUAA